Phaedon cochleariae (mustard beetle) is the source of this 858-nucleotide messenger RNA. The record is from the annotation of a GenBank genome assembly. NCBI's taxonomy places the organism in Eukaryota, Metazoa, Arthropoda, Insecta, Coleoptera, Chrysomelidae.
AUGACGACUGAAAUCGGAAUCGAAUUGCGCGAGAGAACGAGAAUACUGGUCAUUCUGGUUUCCGCUUCACUCCCGUUUGCAGGUGGCAGAUCGACAAAACAAGACACUGGGUUGAGUGUUCCCAUCACUCCUUCAACAAGCAACGAAAUAUCAGAGAGCAUCGACGAAGAUGAAGAAGAAGACGAUCCUCCAAUACUCGAAGAUGGUUCGACAACUCAUGGACUGGAAAGACUGAGCUCGGCAGCAACCUGUUUAGUUGCUGGCGUCGAAUAUACUCAUGGACAACAGACGGUCGUAUUAGUAUUAGUAAACAGCAUAGGGAAACCAGCAACUGCCACUACUUUCGGAGACCUCGCUGCAAUAUUAAUUGACAGGGUAGUUCACCUCGGAAGAUCGUAUGCCAGAGUUGACAUUCUUUUCGACCGGUAUCGUCCCAAGUCAAUCAAAAGUGGGACCCACUGUAGACGGACCAGAGGAGCUGUUUCAGUCAGAAGGGACAUCACAGGCGCAGCCAUUCCACUGCCAAAAAAAUGGAAGAAUUUUCUAGCACUGGGAGACAACAUGGCCGACCUAGACCGCUUCCUAUCUCAGGAAGUUCUCCAACAUGUAUUUGAUGCCAUCGAAGUUGCUCUAUUCGGAGGGUUCAUACAUGAAGACGACGUGCGAUCAACCAAUCCCGAAUCCGACGUGAGUCCCCUAGCAGCAACACGUGAAGAGGCCGAUACACGCGUUGUAAUGACUUGCACCAAGUUGUGUCACCGUUUUCAUCUAUGUUUUAAACAAUGUUUUGACUCUGGAAUGAUCGUUUUCUUCACUUCCUUCGGCGGCCAUCUUGAAGCCCAUGCACUCCAAACUUGA